AUGGAUAGCUUUGUGGUGGGUCGGAAUUUGGAGUCAAGGGACCACCAUGGUGGCCGCACAACGGCCACCAAUGACCCCAGCGGAAAUGUUGCCGAUGCGGGCAACUGCAAUGGGCACCUCUGCACCAUUUCCUGUCAUCAGUCAAAAACACCACAAGCCGGGCGUUCACCGGACGUUUGCAUCUCACCCACUGAACUAAAACUGCCGACCAGCACUCUGGUUGACAGCCCCCAGGAUGCAGGUAUGCCAAAGGCUGAUAUUAAGUUAUUGCUUAAUGCUGACAGCCCCUAG
Dibothriocephalus latus is the source of this 291-nucleotide messenger RNA. The record is from the annotation of a GenBank genome assembly. Lineage: Eukaryota; Metazoa; Platyhelminthes; Cestoda; Diphyllobothriidea; Diphyllobothriidae.